UUCAUCGAGGUAGGGGAGAGGUGGGGAUUGGACUCAUGCCUAGUCUUAUCACGGUAAUUUCUUCAUGUGGUCACUGGAGUUGCUUGCUGGAUUUCGAUGAGCUGCAUUUUGCAGUUUUGUUUAGGCAUCCUGGAUUUGAAAGGUGCAAUCGAUAUCCUUUCUCCCAUGCAGAGCUUGAUCAAAGUUUACAAGGUCUUCUAAGUUUCGAACGGUUGGACAGAGCUUCACCGGAUUUGUGGCCCGAGCAGAUUCCGGGAGUGUCUGAUUUUGCUUCUCUAACUGUUAGUCCAUUUUCAUUAUCAAGUACUCCACCAAAGUGGCUGGCUGAACUGGAAAAGGAUGACAUGGACAUGUUACAAGAAUUUGGAAGUCUCACUACAUCUCAACUAAUGGAGAAAGUGCGGGGACUUCAAAACCUAGCCUUUCAGCUUGGUCUGGAUGAGGCCCGAGAAAUGACAAGAGGAAAGUUUUUGAACAUUCUGGAAAAAGUCAACUCAGGAAGAAGAUAAACUUGUGUAGCUGACUUAACAUUCUUGCCAUUAAAAUAUCAAGGCUGGAUGACUCUUGAAUGAAUCCAAGUGGCUUGAUAGUCUUGAUUUAAAUUGUAAAUAGUAGCUGUUGCUAAGAAAGAAUUAAAAUCAUGAAGCUCUUUUCAA
Stylophora pistillata is the source of this 656-nucleotide messenger RNA. Its product is annotated as protein lin-52 homolog. The record is from RefSeq and is a predicted model, not a curated record. Gene Ontology annotation, cellular component: DRM complex. Lineage: Eukaryota; Metazoa; Cnidaria; Anthozoa; Scleractinia; Pocilloporidae. Gene Ontology annotation, biological process: regulation of DNA-templated transcription.